Lodderomyces theae is the source of this 1305-nucleotide messenger RNA. RefSeq lists its product as uncharacterized. Bases 1 to 1305 code for a protein of 434 amino acids. Lineage: Eukaryota; Fungi; Ascomycota; Pichiomycetes; Serinales; Debaryomycetaceae. The transcript has a single exon. The record is from RefSeq and is a predicted model, not a curated record.
AUGCAUUCAAAAGAUAACGAUCUACUGACUACCAGCAGCUCAUCGUCUUCAUCGUCACCCACUAGAACAACAUUUGGCACAAUGUCAACAGCUACUACUGCCACAUCAGCCACUUCCGGUGGACAAAAAGUCAAGACUCCCUUAAAGAAGGAAGAAUUGGAGAAGAUUGCUCGUCAGUUGAAAAAGAAACUAUCAAAGGCAAGUAUAACUGCCAAACAGUCCUUGUCACCUACUAAUAUGAAAACAAUGGCUCCCUCGGUACCCAAGUCAUCACCUUUGAGAGGUUAUAUAAAUGCAAAUACACAACAAAACAGAGACGCACACGCACAUGCACAUGAUUCGUUUUUAUCGUCGUCUCCCAACAUUUAUUCACCCAAUGGGAAAUCACCCACGCAUAUAAAGACAGCAGCAGCUACUUUUUUGUCGUCGUCUCCUUUGAAAAACGUUGCAAAUGGAGACAGUAAUGAUGAAUUAAAUGACUCACCUACCAAAAAAAGAAGGACAACCUUGUCUCCAAGCAAAAUGGUGCUAGCUGAGCUUACUCCAUCUGGAAAUGGAAUCGGUCCUGAAAAUGACAAUGGCGAACCACAAAAGCAAGUCUUGAAACCUUCAUUGGAUAUGAGCACAACCCCAUCGAGACAGGACUCAAGGAGAAAUAGCAAAACAACCAAAUCGAGAGACAAUAAUGAAGCAGACUUUGAGGUUGCAAAGACACCCGCUCCUGAUACAGAAGGAGCCGAUCUUCUCAUAUAUCUAGCUACAUCUCCCAGUCCUGCCAAGACGUAUAAACCAAGAGUUUCGAUCAAUGUUCCUCCUUCUCAUUCAAGUCCAAAAGAAAGCAACAGCAGAAGCGGCUACAAUAGCUUGAACCCACAACCACAGCAGCAACAACAGCUGCUGAGUGCAUCAUCAUUUGCUGUACCACAACCGCCAGUUACACCCAAACGAGUAACCACUCAACACCAUCAACACACCAGAACACCACAAAACAGGUUGACUCCAUUCUUGAACAAUCUUUCCUCCAAUCUCCCUUCGUCAGGGUUGACAUUGACGCCCAACGGAUUCAACAUGAAUGACUAUGUGAAUUUCUUUACCCCUUCCCCAGGAAAUGCCAUGAACAACAAGAAUAUAUUAAGAACACCAGACUUUAAUAACUUGUUGAAUGGAACUGGUGGUGCUGGUACUGGUACUGGCUCAUCGCUGGGGCAAACACCCUUAAGCAAGCGACUCGAUGGGAAAAUCAUGAAUUUCAAUAAGGUCUUGUAUCAAGAGCACGGGUCGGACUCCACGAAUAAGGAUCUUUAG